AUGUGCCCAGUUUGUCAUAAUGAUGAAGAAACAAUUAUUCACAGCUUAGCAUCCUGUUCUUUUGCCAGGCAAUGUUGGGAUCUCUUACUUCCAAGAAUGCAAUGGGAUGUAGCAGUGGACUUCAGACAGUGGUUAGUGUGUCUUUUUAACUCAGUAAGUGGGGAGAAAUAUGCUGAGAUUGUUGUUCUAUGUUGGGCCAUCUGGAGAGGCCGGAAUGACCUUGUAUGGAAUCAAAAAUCAACAUCGGUUGAAGGAGAUGGAGCUUGUGUAUGGGCGAACCCGUUACCAAAUAUAGUUAAGGUGUCUGUUGACGCAGCCGUUUUUGGGGACCGUGGUGGUUUUGCCGUAGGGCUGUUUGCAAGGGAUUCUGAUGGCUUGUUGGUUGAAGCUAGGGCGAAAUUCUAA
This is a messenger RNA of Daucus carota subsp. sativus, 405 nucleotides long. RefSeq lists its product as uncharacterized. Bases 1 to 405 code for a protein of 134 amino acids. The transcript has 2 exons. NCBI's taxonomy places the organism in Eukaryota, Viridiplantae, Streptophyta, Magnoliopsida, Apiales, Apiaceae. The record is from RefSeq and is a predicted model, not a curated record.